AACUCCGCCUAUUUCUACAAUGUAUCUUAUUAAAAUCUGAUUUUAAACCUAACCUUAACCGCACUGCUAACUGUAUGCCUAACCCUAACAUUAAAUGAAGACCAAAAAGCUCAUUUUUAUUUUCAUAMAUUUUUACGAUUUAGCCACUCUGUGGCUGGGGUAACUAGUGACAACCGUUUUCUACAGAGAGCAUCAGCUGUUGAAUAGCAGUAGCACAAAACAAAAGACACGGUAGUGAAUGAAGCCAGUCCUCUGAUCCACCAGAGCCAUGUCUUCUGAGGAUCCCUUCCAGGACUCUCUAGAUGAUGAUCUAGACGGCUUCUCGGAGCCUGGGAGAGGGAGCAGGAUACGCAGCAGUGUCUACACAAAAACCCCAGAGAUGGAGAGUAACUGUUAUGGAGACUAUGGAGCCACCGGCGGCAAAAGUCCCCUGAUGAAAACAUUGAUGGAUGCAGAAGCAGCGGCCAACUCUGCAGCUGUACAGCUCAUGUCGUUCAAGGAGACCCUGGAGGAUGAUUUUGCCGACUCAAGACACUCUGCCUCUGAUAACCGGCGGAUGUCAAGGCAGAGAGGCCUUCUACUGGAGAAGUUGGAGGUUUUUAAACGGAUUAACAAGUCUGUUCGACAGCAACUGAAAGACCUGCAGGAUGCAGAGGCAUCUCGAAUGGAGACAGACAAACACAUUGAUCUCUUACUAAAGAAGCUUACGCAGGCUGAGUGUGAUAAUCUGCAUUUGAAAAGAAAUUUGAAUGAUAAAGAAAAAAUGGUGGACGAACUGAUGGGUUUGCGGAAGAAAGAAAUGGAGAACACAGAGAAUGCGGUCCAUGCCACCAAGUCUGUGGAGACCACACGUGCUCACCUGCAGGGCCAGCUACACAGCAAAGAGGCCGACAACAACCGUCUCACCGUGCAGCUCCGGGGUUUGGAGAGGCAGCUGACUGAGCAGAAGCUGGAGAUAGAUGGUCUGAGGGGGGAGAUCUCCAGUGUGUCUGAGAAGGCAGAACAGGAGAAAGAGGGCCUGAAGAAGGCCACCCGUGCCCAAAAACAGAGGGCCGAGAGGUUCGAAGCUGCUGUGGAUAAAUGUUACACUCAGCUGAGGGAGAAGGAUGUUCAGCUGGCGGAGGCUUGUUCAGAGAGGGACACAUGGAGGAGACAACAGGAGCAGAAGACAAACGCGAGAAUUCUGCUUGAUGCACAGAUAGGACUACUGAAAGGCCAAAUAGCAGACAUUACUGCAAGGCUACAGAAGGAGAGGGAGGAAUUCACUGCUGCAAACGAGGUCUUACUGCUAAAAGUGGAAAAACUCAACGCUGAAAACGGAGACAUUGGCCUUGAGAAUGCAACCCUCAAGGCGUCCAUCGUUGAGUUGGAGCUGCAGCUGGUCCAUUCUAAAGCAGCGCUGAAAGAGGARAGCACCGUCUCACAGGAGAGGAAAGACCAAGCAGAACAGUAUCAGAGUCAGGUGGCAGAGCUUCAAAUGGAGGUGGAGGAUCUGAGAAUAAAGUUGGAGGGUUUUCUGAGGGAAGCAGAGAACAUCAGAGAAGGAAGAGAUGCGGAAGUGAAGAAGGUGAGGCUGGAGCUGGAGGGGCGCGUGAGGGAACUGGAAGAGUACCCCGAGUUACUGAGCACCGCGGAGCAGAGUCUGGCGGAGUGCCAGGACAACCUGAGGCGCUCAGAGAAGAGAUGUGCAGACAAGGCAGAGGCCAUUAGACAACUGCAGGUUAAGGUGGAGAGACAAGGGGAGAAGAUGAGGUCGUCGGUGGACAUGAAAGAGUCUAUCCACGAGGCCAACUCACAGCUACGGCAAAAACUGGAUGCUCUUCAAAAGCAGAUGGAGGAGCUACAUGGGGAGAACCAGGAGCUGAUCCGUAGGCUGGCAGGGCAGGAGGAGGCGCUACACUACAGCAGCAGGCAGCUAGAACAGCGCUCAGCAGACUGCCAGGCUCUCAACAGACAACUGGAGGCAGCAGUGGCCGAUGUCAGGCAACAGGUUUCCAAAGUAAAAGACAAAGCCGUCUCCAGAGAAAGUUCCCUUCAGACCAGAAUCCUGGAACUGGAAGCUGAGAAGAGCAGAAGAGAGAAUGAGCUGAAACAUAUGAAACAAAGCAAGCAGUCAGCUGAGAAGCAGUUUGAGGUGCGUCUAAAGGACCUGCAACUCAGCCUGGACCAGUCAAAAAGCCACAAACAGAGCAUUCAGAACUACGUCGACUUCCUCAAGAACUCUUACUCCACCAUGUUUGACGAGGGACUACCACAGACACCGUCUAGUUUUGAAUCAUCCUACUUUUUUAAAUGAUGAUUACUCCGGUAUGUGUGUUUGCGGUAUGUAUUGUUGGUUCAAUAAUGUACAAUAUAUGAGCAUUAUUUAAGAAUAAUGUGUUUUGGAGAAGCAAUGAAUCGGCACAUAUGCAUUUUAUGUCCGAUAAAGAAGUCCAUGUAAAUGUUUAUAUAGAUCAGCUAAUACUUUUUUGUCCAUUUCUAAAUAGAAUUUCAAUAAAGUUUAUAAUGGCAUAUUGUA
Salvelinus sp. IW2-2015 is the source of this 2518-nucleotide messenger RNA. Its product is annotated as outer dense fiber protein 2. Gene Ontology annotation, cellular component: centrosome; ciliary basal body. Lineage: Eukaryota; Metazoa; Chordata; Actinopteri; Salmoniformes; Salmonidae. The record is from RefSeq and is a predicted model, not a curated record. Gene Ontology annotation, biological process: negative regulation of cilium assembly.